AUGGCGCUCCGUCGCUUCAACGCUGGCGGCAAGAAGCAGAAGGAGCUGACUGAGGAGCAGAAGCAGGAGAUCAAGGAGGCUUUCGACCUCUUCGACACAGAUGGCUCAGGUGAGAUCGAUUCCAAGGAGCUGAAGGUCGCCAUGCGCGCCCUGGGCUUCGAGCCCAAGAAGGAAGAGAUCCAGAAGAUGAUCUCCGACGUCGACGAUGACGGAAGCGGAACCAUUGGCUACGAGGAGUUCUUGAAGAUGAUGACGCACAAGAUCCUGAACCGCGACCCGAAGGAUGAGAUCCUCAAGGCUUUCCGCCUCUUCGACGAUGACGAGACUGGCAAGAUCUCUUUCAAGAACCUCAAGCGCGUGGCCAAGGAGCUCGGUGAGAGGAUGACCGAUGAAGAGCUGCAGGAGAUGAUCGACGAGGCGGAUCGCGAUGGCGACGGCGAGGUCAACGAGGCUUCGGACUGUCGGGUUUUGGGAGGAGUUCUUGCGCAUCAUGAAGAAGACCAACCUCUUCUAGAAGAGCAGGUCUCUCCGAGCCAGAGAAGUACAAUACCUGAUGGCUCCCACAUCUGUGGCUCCGCGUUCAUGUGGGUAGGCGUUGGGGAAUCGGAGCCGCAGCCGCAGCAGACAGAUUGGACAGCUUCAGCGAAGGGAGGGAGCGUCUCGUGGAUCGAAGGUCUAGAUUCAAGCUCGGUGCUGGUGCAGCAGGGCUUUCCGGACAGCGGACCGGUCGUCCUCCAUGACCCCGAGAUCCAGGAGGUGAUGAGCGAUUCUGCCAACAUCCUCUACGAGCUCGCCGAGGAUGCGCACGAGCAGAUGUCGCUCCACCAUGACACGGAUUGGACGCAGUUUCCAGAGGUGGGCGAGGCACUGAAAGCGAUCGGAAUCGAGGAGCUGGCGCUCUGUGUGGCUCUCUGUCCUGGUCGCGCCAAAUGGGGAGUGGGCGUCGCUGGGAAUCAGAAGAAGCGCAGCCAGGCGGCGAGGCUCUCCCUGUGCCUAGCAGUGGCAUCCGAGUGCUCAACGAAUGAGUCGGUUUGCCACAGUCGACCAUGCUGGGGAGAGUUCUACAGCAUGGCUGAGGCCGAGAUGGAGGCCGGACACAUGGCAGGGCCCCGCCACCAUGCGCCGAACGGCAAGGGCCGGCCAGGGCAACAGAAGGGUGCACGCCGGCCGAAG
Symbiodinium necroappetens is the source of this 1173-nucleotide messenger RNA. NCBI's taxonomy places the organism in Eukaryota, Dinophyceae, Suessiales, Symbiodiniaceae. The record is from the annotation of a GenBank genome assembly.